AUGUUAGAUUGUAAGCCUUGUGAUACUCCAGUGGUCAAGUCUAGUAGACUUUCAAUACAUGAUGGAAUUAAACUUGAUGAUCCAGCUGCUUAUAGGACACUUGUAGGUGGUUUAAAAUAUCUUACAGUUACUAGACCAGAUAUAUGUUUUGCUGUAAAUUAUGUUUCUCAAUUUAUGCAUUCUCCCUCUGAUAUGCAUCUUCAAUUGGUUAAGAGAAGUUUAAGAUAUUUAAAGGGUACUAUUGGUCUGGGUAUUUCAUUGAGAAAAUGUGAUUUAUCAAGUUUAAAAGCUUAUGCUGAUUCUGAUUGUGCUGGGUGCCCUGAUACAAGAAGAUCAACAUCUGGUUUUGCAGUCUUUUUGGGUUCAAAUUUGGUUUCAUGGUCUUCUAAAAAGCAACCUACAGUGUCUAAGUCCUCUGCAGAAGAUGAAUACAAAUGUCUCUUUGUUGUUGAUGCUGAGUUAAAAUGGUUUUCUUAUUUGUUAGCUGAUUUACAGAUUGUGGUUAAGUCUGCUUUGCUUUCGCGUGAUAAUACAAGUGCUCUGGCUUUGGCAUCUAAUCCUGUUUUUCAUGCCAUGACCAAGCAUAUAGAAAUUCAGUAUCACACUAUUAGAGAGUUUGUAAAGGAUAGUUUCUUACAACUUUAG
Papaver somniferum (opium poppy) is the source of this 645-nucleotide messenger RNA. RefSeq lists its product as uncharacterized. The transcript has a single exon. The record is from RefSeq and is a predicted model, not a curated record. Lineage: Eukaryota; Viridiplantae; Streptophyta; Magnoliopsida; Ranunculales; Papaveraceae. Bases 1 to 645 code for a protein of 214 amino acids.